Messenger RNA from Homalodisca vitripennis (glassy-winged sharpshooter), 1473 nucleotides. RefSeq lists its product as uncharacterized. The record is from RefSeq and is a predicted model, not a curated record. Lineage: Eukaryota; Metazoa; Arthropoda; Insecta; Hemiptera; Cicadellidae. The transcript has 4 exons. Bases 151 to 963 code for a protein of 270 amino acids.
UUUAGUUUAAGUCAUGCCUACUUUCAGAUAUAAGAAAUAAACUGCUUACUAUAAAUUAUAGGUGUUGGGGCUCAAUCUUUGUCAGUCUUUCGUCAAAGACGAAGGACUAACAACCACCAAGAGUCGUUUAAUAAAACACUGAUAACCAGGAUGAGACAUCCUCACCCUAACGUUUGGGUGUUCAUCGACGAGCUAAAGAAAAUUGAAAACGCAUACAGCAGAGCGUACGCUGCGUACGCGAAUGGGGCGCAACCUCGAGCAACGCCUCCAGCGUACCUGGCACAAAAUCUAAGAAUUGCGGAAGCAACAGAAUUGUAUAUUACAGGGGAAUAUACAGUUCUCCAGUUUCUGCAGCGAGCAAGCCAUGCUGUAAUGGACGCCUUUGUCCACCCCAAUGAUAAUGAUGAUCCAGAUGAUGAUGUGGCUCAUCCACCACCUCCUUCGCCAAUCGGAAUACCUCAUUUACUUGAGGAUCCCGUGGAACCGAUUGCGGAACCUAGACGACGCAGACGAGCUCCAGAAGAUCCAAUUAUUGAGAAUCCUCAAGAAGUCCUUGGAAGAGGACGAAGACUUGUCCGCGGUGCUGUCCGUGGUCGCAGUCGAGCUCGUGGUCGUGGUCGAGUCCGUGGGCGCGGUCUAGCCCGUGGUCUAGUUCAAGGUGAUCAAAAUGAACACCGAGCACAUCCGCAGGAAACUAUUGAUGAGCAGUUUCAUCGAUUGCAAGGAAUCCCUGUGGACGAUGAUGGGACUGUGGCAGACCCAGGGGAAGCCACCUGCUCAACAUGCCUUGUAAAUAUAAGGACUUACAUGAUUGUACCCUGCAGUCACAUAGUGUUUUGUGGACCUUGUGUUCGCCUCCACCGGCAGGGUAUGAGAAAUGAGGCAGGAGAAUUAAUUAACUUUGUGGUAUGUCCCAAUUGUAGGAUAAAGGUUGAGACAUACCAAAGAGUAUAUAUUGUGUAAAGUGUGUGCGUAACUAUGUGUAAAUAUUAUACAGUAAAUCUAUUUUGUAACUUUUUUAGUAUUCUAUUACCUAGAAAUUUAGUUUUUUUACAUUAUAGUCAAGAUUUUGUUACAUAUCUAGUUAGAUAACUUUGUGCCUUCCCUGUCAAAUUUCAUGCUGAUGUCUGUAAUAGUUUGUAUACAACUGUACCAAAAUGAAUGUCUAAUAUGGUAUUGGAGUCUUUUUAUAAAUAUUAGGAUUACAUUAAAUUUACCAACAAACAAAAUAGUUUUAUUUUCGUCGUUCAAUAUUUUUGACGUUCUUUAAUUCUUACGAUACUUAAUUACCGAUCGCUGUAACGUGUGUUUGUCACACUUUGUGUAUAAAGCCCCAGAAUUGGACAACCAAAGUAACGAAAUGAUGUGCUUUGUAAUUAAUUAGCUUAAAGUUUAUAUUUUAUUUGUCCAUAAUUUGUUAAUUAAUACAUGUUAUGUUGUGAAUAAAGCAGAUGGAAUGAGAUUACAGGGAAA